AUGAUAAUCUACAAGGAUAUUGUCAUUGAUACUCGUGACGAAUUAUUAUCGGAUAGUUUUAUCAUUAAGGAGAUCGACGGUAUUAUAUACGAAGCUGACUGCAUCAUGAUAGACACUGACGAAGACGACUAUGCUAGGAAGGUCCUGAUGUCACUCCAGACAAGGAAUACUCCCAACGAAGAAGUUAUUAUCUUCAAGAAGGGAGUACAAGCUCACACCAGGAGAAUUCUCAACAACUUUAACGAUUGGGAGUUCUACACCGGUGAAUCUAUGGAUGUGGAUGGCAUGGUCGUUUUGCUUAGCUGCCGCGAGGACGGUAUUACCCCUUUUAUUACGUACUGGAAGCAUGGUCUUGAGGAGAUGAAGGUCUAA
Molecule: messenger RNA, 372 nt
Organism: Penicillium manginii
Lineage: Eukaryota; Fungi; Ascomycota; Eurotiomycetes; Eurotiales; Aspergillaceae
Product: Mss4-like protein
Exons: 4
Coding region: 1-372 (123 amino acids)
Cellular component (GO): cytoplasm
Molecular function (GO): calcium ion binding
Source: RefSeq, a predicted model, not a curated record